Messenger RNA from Eruca vesicaria subsp. sativa (arugula), 753 nucleotides. Lineage: Eukaryota; Viridiplantae; Streptophyta; Magnoliopsida; Brassicales; Brassicaceae. The record is from the annotation of a GenBank genome assembly.
UUUUAUUCUUCUCUAUAUAUUAAUCAUCCAAAGCUAAUCUCAUAAGAAAAAAGAAUCUGAUUCACCUAAUAUCUCUUGAGACGAAACCCUAGAUUUUAUCAAGCUCGAAAGAAGACGAAAUCAUGGCAGGAAUUGGACCCAUAACACAAGAUUGGGAGCCGGUGGUUAUCCGGAAGAAAGCCCCUAACUCCGCCGCCAAACGCGACGAGAAAACCGUCAACGCCGCUCGUCGAUCCGGCGCCGAUAUUGAAUCCGUUAGAAAAUACAAUGCUGGAACCAACAAGGCAGCAUCAAGCGGCACUUCUCUCAACACAAAGAGGCUUGAUGACGACACUGAGAACCUUGCUCAUGAGCGUGUGCCUACUGAGCUAAAGAAAGCCAUUAUGCAAGCCCGAACUGACAAGAAGCUUACACAGUCCCAGCUUGCUCAAAUCAUCAAUGAGAAGCCUCAAGUGAUCCAAGAGUACGAGUCUGGUAAGGCAAUCCCCAACCAGCAGAUCCUUUCUAAGCUUGAGAGAGCACUCGGAGCUAAACUCCGUGGUAAGAAGUGAUCAUCAAGUCCUCAAGACAAACAAAACUUAACCGCAGUUUCACUUUUCUUUAAGGACAGUGUGGUAAUAACAAUCAGUGCUUUGAUGUAAUGUCGUAACUUUUCAAAAGAAUAAUGUUUUCUCAUGUAAGAAAGAUAGACCGUUUGAAUGUUUGGUUGAUGAAACACUAAACAUAUUAUCAGUAUAAAAAGUUAAGUUUGGG